Messenger RNA from Hyposmocoma kahamanoa, 4149 nucleotides. Its product is annotated as IQ and AAA domain-containing protein 1-like. Gene Ontology annotation, molecular function: ATP hydrolysis activity; ATP binding. Lineage: Eukaryota; Metazoa; Arthropoda; Insecta; Lepidoptera; Cosmopterigidae. The record is from RefSeq and is a predicted model, not a curated record. The transcript has 21 exons. Bases 107 to 2845 code for a protein of 912 amino acids.
CAUUGUGGCAGCUCCCACCAGAGUAAUUGACGUACCAUUGCCUUAUCGACUACCUGAUCACAUCAAAUGUAACACUUUUCUGCCAACUGCGAAUCAUAAUCGGUGGAUGAGAAUACUUGAAGAUGCUCAGAAAAUAGUAACGGAGGAUGUUAACGUGCAGAAAAGAGCUGCCAAAGGCGUUCGUAUUCCGUCUAGAAAACUACCGCUGGAUAUGUUAGGUCGCACUUAUGCACAAUAUUGCAAUCUUAUAAACAAAAUCUACGAAAGUUACGUAAACGCUAUGCAGUUGCAAAGAAAUGAGUAUAUGCUGGAGAUUGUUGCUAUUAUUUUGAAACGAAUGUAUGAGCUACGCAACGAGAUAGUGCACUAUGUUGUGAACGACUACAUCUUCGUGGACGACGCUCUCAUACAAAUGCAUAUGACGCCGUACGACAUCGAGAUUGUGGUCCCGUAUCAUUUACCCUUAGAAGCUCGACCAGCCUCCAAAGAACAUUUACUUCAAAAGAUGUGGCUAAGCGCUACACGACGAAAAGCAAAAGCUGGGAAGCCAAAGAAGCAAAAGAAAGCACCGAGUAAGCCAGUGAUUCUCGACGAUAAUGACGAUGGACCAUUAGAUGGCGUCCAACCUGAUACCAAAACUGCAGACGAGCAGGAAGGACAAGUUAAGGACGAAGUAGAAGAAGAAGAGUCGGAAUCUGAAGACGACGAUGCAUAUACAUACAGCGAUCAUACCGUGAUACCGCAGGAGUUUACUUUCGCUUUGCUUAUACAGAGACAUGAGCGGUACAGGCAGUUCUAUUUAGUCUACUACCUGGAGAAAGUCGCGAAUUACAGACAAUUCUUCAAACCUGCAUUUACACCUCCCUCCGAGGAGUUGAAAGAAAUGGCUGCUGCUUUAAUACAAAAAAUGUACAGGAAAUUCAUGUGUAUCAAGAGAGAAAAUGCAAAGCAACAUAAAAGGGAUAUUCUUCUGGGCAUGAUUCCAGACGUUGACAGAAGGCCGUUGGUUUAUGCCAAAGAAACAGAACUGCUAAAUCAACGCCACUACAAAGAGAAAGAGCAUGUAAAGGAAUAUCUCAGGCAAAAGUCGGAGAAGACAAACAAAAGAUUACUGUGGCUGAGAAAAGGCGAACUUAUUGAAGACAUUACAGAAGAAAUUGUGGAGUGGUUUAAGGAAUGGUAUUAUGGAUAUGGAUUCUUCCCGCUUUAUCCUUACGAACUGGAAGGAGGCACUGUUAUAGUUGUCAAAGGCGAAUAUCCAUCAAUAGAAGAACAACAGCUCGAGGAUGAAAGAUACGCAAAGAACACCAAGGGAAAAACUAAGGAACAGUUAAAACAAGAUAGAGAGAAGGCUAGAGAAGAGGAAAAAAUGAAAGCAGAACAGAUGAAAGAAAUGCUUAAGAAGGAAAAGGCAAACCUCGUGAAAGCGAGAUGUAAUCCGUCCACUGACCCGGGGUACGACAUGAAAAUUUCGGAGUACCAGGAUGAACUUUGCAAUGCUCUUCGCCGGUACCGCCAAGCAUGGACCUUGAUUGAUACUUUGCCGCCUGAGAGAUGGGGCGAUGCGAUAUAUGGGUUCAUGGCCCCCAUACUCUCUGAGGAACUGAUGGAGAAGAUACAGCUCGAGGCGAGAGUUUACGUUGAUGAAAUGAUGAGGUUAGAAUUAAAGACGUUCACUAAAGCCCAAAAAGCGAUGUACAGCCGAUUGGGAUGGCGAUGGCCGAAAAGAAGACCGAGGAAGAGGCCCAAACCACCUCCACUCCCACCCGAUCCUUUCAUUGUUGAUAACACGUUGUUGAAAAGUAUUGAGCCAAUCUUCGAUUUAAACAUAAUGUCGCGUCCGACAACGAAAAUUUGCGAUAUCGUCGGUGACUACAGUUUCAUAGCUUACUCCGCAAAUGUGCAGGAUCCCGAUGCUAAAUACCCUUCACCCGGUUAUGGUGACAUCCGGCGCCGGUUACUUUUAUCCUGCGUCUUCGCUUCAGGUCUGGAGCAACCCCCUCCAAAGAGAAACAAAGCAGUGCUGCUGCUCGGAAUACCUAGGAAUGGAAAGUCUUUUAUGGUGGACGCUAUUGCUGGAGAAAUGAAUGCAGUAAAAUUUGACAUUUCUCCCGACGUAUUCAGCGCCAAAAUAAAAAAGGUGCCCAAGUAUCUGAACUUAGUCUUCCAAGCCGCCCGAGUCUUCCAGCCUUCUGUCAUAUUUUGCAAGAAUAUCGAACGUGUGUUCUACAAGAAGGUACCUCCAGCCGAAAAGAAGGAAAAGGCAAAAUCGUUAAAGAAGCCGUUACAAAAGUUGCUCAAGUCUAUUCCAGUUGACGAGAAAAUUAUAUUUAUCGCGACAUGCUCCAAUCCAUGGGUAGCAAAGGCGCGUGGAAUGAUAAAAACGUUCGACGAGACCAUUUUGGUGCCUUGGCCGGACUAUGGCAGCAUACAACAGUUUUUUUAUUGGGCUUUUCAGAAGAUAAGAAGUAUGCCCCGGGAUUUUUGCACGCAAGCGCUUGCGCAGAUCUUCAAAGGACUCGGCAUGGGCGCCAUAAUGGACGUGUUUCACAGUGUUCUUAAUUCGGAGAGAAUUUGCAAGAAGAUGAAUCGUUACCGAACUGAUUUCAGAUUGAACGUAACACGAUUAGAUCAGUCCGAGUUUGUGGAAUACAUGAUUGAAAAUGAAAUUGAGCAGUUGUCGAUCUUCGAUCUUGAAAAGUACACAGAUUUCGCAUUGCGAUAUUCGCCCCUAAAAGCCGAAAGGGCGGAAUAUGAGAUGAUCAACACUACGCGAGCUGAGGCGUACGCAGCACUCCGUAAGAAGGCCGAAGAAGCAGCGCAGAAGGCUGCAAAAAAAGGCUAAAUUAUAAUAUUUCUUCAGUGUCGCUACAUAUGAGAAUACAACAACCAAAGGUCGUCAUUCAUGAAAAUAUACUUACAGAGAAGGUGCUGUAAAAUAUCGUAUUCCACGGUAAGAACUCACGGAGCGAUUUUCACCCGUACACACAGUGGUUGCGGGACCGCGCUCUCCGUAGAAUGUAGAUAUGUAUGUGAGAUUUAGUGCAUAUUUCACGACGCGUUAUAGGCGGACGGUUACUAGAACGGCUAGAACCUCCCGGGACGCGAUCAUCAGCGUGGUUUGCGGUCGACGCCCGUGCACUCUGCGAUUGGUGCGCCCGCGACGAUCUCUAUCAAUCCUAAAUAGCGGCGCGAGUUGCGAUCAUCUCCCGCCAAGUUGCGGGCUGUUCCGCAACCACGGCGGCUACAUGUCCGGACAAACCUGCGUUGCCGUGAGUAUUGAAAUAAAAGGGCUGUCCCCUGGCCCGCGGUCGGCGGGUGCGGGUGGAAACCAUUCCGUGCGUUCUUAGCCUUAGAUUGGAAACUGGACGACUGCGGGUAGCUUGCGCGACUUGAUCAAAAUAAAAUGCCAAGUUUACAUAGGCUAUUCUCGACGGCAGCGGCCCGCGCGGCGGUACAUGUCGCGUUUCAGUCGAGCUAUGAAUGCGCGUUCGAAUGGUUUUGUUGCAUACCCAUACCUAUUUUUCGAUCAAUCAAAUUUAGAGAUGUCGUCGGAGGAAAUAAUUUCAGCUUAGAAAGACCACCAAUAUGGCACAGCAUACAUGUCGACCAUAAAUAUUAUUAAACGCUAUAAAGAGAAGAAUAGAGAUAUUAAGUAUUCGUUCAGAACUAGAGUGCGAUUCCAAUUCUGGUUUGACAUUUGUAAGAAUAUAGUCAAACGUUGCCACGGUCAUUGUAGCACAUCAUAGAACUUAUCCGGAUUUUGUCUUUGGUCUUCGUAAUUACGGCGAUUUUUGUUUGUAGUACGUCUACGUUGUACGUCACGUUAUUUGCGUCUGGUCUUGCGCCCAUAAUAACUCAUACUCAAUAAAAGAACCAGGAACUAUAAAAAGGUCACGUCACUAUGUCGACAUCGCGCUCACACUCUCAUCACAUCACUUUUACCGUCGCAAACUAAGCGAUCUGGUCGCUGGCGUUAGGAACACAGAGGUCUUACUAUGAACUACGAUCCAGUUUACAGUCCGACUUUUUUUGAAGACGGAGUAAAAUGACACUGACAGGAUUGCCAGUUUUUAUAAAAUUUUAAAUAAUCAUGUAGUUGUUGUCGAUUAUUUUAUCGAUAGAUUGUGAAAGAAGGUAACAUUUGUC